CCCAGCAGCCGGACGGGCCCGACGCCGAGUUCCUGUCGGCGCUGGGCGAGCUGACCGGCCAGCUGGCCGAGGCACGCGCCGAGGUGGAUGAAGUCAGCCGGCAGCAGUGCCGCCAGCUGAACUCCCCUCGCCACCAUGGAGCAGGCGUGGCAAGCGACGCAGCAGCGCGCCACGGCCGCCCUGGCUCGGCUCAGCCGCCUCCGGCUUCAGCUGGACGGCCUGCAGCAGAAGCUGAAUGACAAGACUUCAGAUCUAACGUCAACGCAGGCGCACAUGGUCCAGAUUCAGAUCAACAGCGCCAGGAGGCAGCUGCUGUCUGUGGUGCAGCACUUCAACGACGAGGAACUGAACUUCAGGGCCAGGAAGAAGGAGCACCUGAAGCGGCAGCUGCUCAUCACUGGCGCCGCUAUCGAUGAUGAGGAGCUGGAGACGCUCUUGGACAAUGGCGACGUGCAACUCUUCAACGAAAGCAUCAUGAUGCGCGUGGAGACGGCUCGAGCCGAGCUGAAUGAGGCAGAGGACCGCUAUCAGCAGAUCCGCGCUCUGGAGACCUCCAUCGAGCAGCUGCACGAGAUGUUCAUACAGCUGUCGCUGCUCGUGCAGCAGCAGGGCGAAGCCAUCGACCGCAUAGAGGACAAUACAAUGAAGACAGUGGCCAACGCGGAACGAGGUCAGAAGGAGCUGGGCAGCGCACUUCAGAAGAAGAAGAACAGUCGCAAGAUGAUGAUUGGCUGCGGCAUUGUGCUAGCCGUGGUCGGCGUCAUCCUGCUGAUAAUCCUCAUCAGCUACCUGGGCUAGCGCAUUGUCAGCACGCCGACAUGCUGUUAGCUGGCAGUCGACGUGAGAUGCCGUGCUCUGGACAACGCAGUGACAAUUAUUGUGAUGACACGCGGCAGGACUCGGCAUGCGUUUGCAUGCAUGUACACACAUGUCUUGAAAUGGCACAGGCUGGCAUGCACUGCUCAUGCAUAUUUGUGGAGAGCUAACAGCACCUUUGCGAGGCUUUGGUUAGCUAUUUGAUACCAGAUUCUAUUACCAUAAAAUCUGCUGCAGGCCUCGACAUCUAAUUGACAUUUGACUUCACAACAAGCAGACUGACUGUGAGACAAUAGACGUUUGUUUGUGAAAACGAGCGGUCAUUGGCUAGUGAGCUGGGUUCUAUGUGGUUAUGAUUGUGGUCUAUGUUUGUGAUCUAUGUGAUGUGAUGAUAUGUGUGUGAUGUGAUCUAUGUGAUGUGAUGAUAUGUGUGUGAUGUGAUCUAUGUGAUGACAUGUGAUGUGGUUUAUGUGAGGAUAUGUGUGUGAUGUGAUCUAUGAUAUGGUUGUGGACGGCAUCGACCCAUGCGAGUGUCUUGUAAUGUUCUCGGCAUGGUGCUGCCAAUGUGGAGCCCUUUAGGGUGCACGUUAAUUUAAAUAAGCUCAUUUUGUCCUGAAAUCGUGGGAAUAAAGUCGCGACGGGCUUUGU
Molecule: messenger RNA, 1464 nt
Organism: Pollicipes pollicipes
Lineage: Eukaryota; Metazoa; Arthropoda; Thecostraca; Pollicipedomorpha; Pollicipedidae
Product: syntaxin-2
Exons: 5
Coding region: 136-798 (220 amino acids)
Biological process (GO): vesicle fusion; intracellular protein transport; exocytosis
Cellular component (GO): plasma membrane; SNARE complex; endomembrane system
Molecular function (GO): SNAP receptor activity; SNARE binding
Source: RefSeq, a predicted model, not a curated record